AUGAAAUCACAUAAUGAUAUACCCCUAAAAUUACUGGAAAUACGGUUACUGUACAUUCUCGUCAACAUCGAUGCCUGUGAUCACCCACAUGCUCCGCCCCGCUUUGGGGCUGUUACACCGCUCUUCCAAGGCAUUGCCGUUGUAGGCUUCAACAUCCAGCUUUCCGAGUCUGUUUACUCCACCCCUCUCUUUUGCUCCGUUUUUGACCACCUCGAUGACAUUUCCUCCCCAGGGACCUCUACUGAGACGGGGACCUUGGACUUCUCUGGUCUUGUUGCCCACCUCAACGAGUAUGCCAUUUACCAGUAUUCGGGUUCUCUCACAACUCCACCCUGUACUGAGGGCGUGGCCUGGUAUGUCAGUGCUGAACCCUUGGCUCUUGACGUCCGGAGCUACAACAGGAUCAAGAGGGUGCUCAAGUUCAACUCCCGCUAUACCCAGAAUGCCCUGGGUCGGGAUAACUUGCUUGAGAUUGCAGCCGCGAUGUUGAAUUAG
Messenger RNA from Penicillium daleae, 495 nucleotides. RefSeq lists its product as uncharacterized. Gene Ontology annotation, molecular function: zinc ion binding; carbonate dehydratase activity. The coding region runs from base 1 to 495 and encodes 164 amino acids. Lineage: Eukaryota; Fungi; Ascomycota; Eurotiomycetes; Eurotiales; Aspergillaceae. The record is from RefSeq and is a predicted model, not a curated record. The transcript has 2 exons.